This is a messenger RNA of Aspergillus affinis, 999 nucleotides long. Its product is annotated as putative pathogenicity factor. The transcript has a single exon. Bases 1 to 999 code for a protein of 332 amino acids. Lineage: Eukaryota; Fungi; Ascomycota; Eurotiomycetes; Eurotiales; Aspergillaceae. The record is from RefSeq and is a predicted model, not a curated record.
AUGCACCCCAUACCCAUCCCCAUCCCCAUCCCACUCCCAAUUCCACCUGGCACCAACAUCACCAGCUCCAAGUCACGGCAUCCUCUUCGACCUCCUUCCCACAUGCCUUCUCAACCCAACUCCAACGCCCCAGACAUUGACAGCAACUACGAAUCUACUCACCACUACAACCCAUAUCCAGAUCCAUACGCAAACCCAUCCGCGACGGCGUCCCCGACGGCAUCCGCGACGACGCAACCCUGCGAAUUCACCACCCCCUGCACCACCCACCUAGACACUAUCCCCAACUCCCCCUCCUCCUCCCCAGAACCCUUACCAACACCAAGCCCACCACCCCGACCAGCGAGAAAACUCAUAACACACAUCUUCGGCCGCAACAAGCUGUCGACGCGUCUCUUCCCGCCAUCCGUCUGGGUACACUACUGUCGCAAACACUACCAGCGGGCACGGUACCGGGCCCCGAACUGGGCCGUCGCGCAGGUCGAUUUGGUAUUCGUGUCGUUGGAGAGGAUGGGGGUUUGGGGCGGGGUGAGGGUGUUUGAGGUCGUGUUGAGGAAGAGGGCCAUGGAUUUGUGGGCUGACGAGGGAGAGGAGGAGGGAUUGGAGGAAGGAGAAGGAGGCGAUCAGGAUCAUGAAGACGAUGAUGAUGUCGAUGCUGGAGAGAUGCGACGCAAACGCAAACGUCAAACUGCCGUGGCUUCUAGGGGUCAAGGGAAGGUGGGAGGGAGAGGUAUCCCCAAGCGCAAGAAACCUACCAUCCCCAAGGGUUCGGUGCCGUCGUGGUUACGCGAGCAUCUGGGUCCGAAUAAGUCUUUCGCGGAGGUGCGGACGAUGCUGGAGCAGCUGAGGACGUAUCUCAAAGAACAAGAAAGGCGACGGCAGGGGAGUUCAAAGGCGACGAAGAAGACACAACUGCGGUUUCCGGAUAUUGAAAUCUUGCCGGUCUUCAAGGAGUGGGUUGGAGCUGGUGGGAGAGAUGAAGUUGCGGUUGAGCCCUGA